AUGACCGUCAAGACCCGUUCGAACAUCGCCAAGAAGGUCGAGAAGGAGGAUGUCUCGAUGGUGCCAGAGAGCCAGUAUUUGGCUGUUGAUCCAGAUGAGAUUGCGCAACUUCAGGAGGAGAGCAAAACUGUAAGUCACUUUUCUUCGUUUCGUUUUAUACUAAAACAAAUCAUAGUAAAAGUUGUUUUCUCUCAUCUAUUCUACUUAUGCAUCUCAGCUCAUCUCAUUCCAGAUUCCCUACAAGCAGGAGAUUGUCUGGCGGAACGUCGCCCUUUUCGUCGCCCUCCACAUCGGUGCCGGCAUCGGUCUCUGGAACCUUAUUUUCGAUUGCAAAUGGCAGACCGUUAUCUUCAGUGAGUUUUCCUCCGCUAUCAAGAUGUUGAUCAGCGACACAGAGUAGUUGAACAUUAAUGUCGGCGAAAAAUUUAUGGCGUGAUUCUGACCACAUUGAACAAAAAAGUGAGGGAGAAAGAGAGAAAAGGAGAGCGCGGAACAAACUGUAGUACAUCACAAACGAUGUCUGAUUCCGGGUUUCUCAUUAUCAGCACGAGGUGAUGAAAGCGCUCGCACAAAACAUGAUUAAUAGCAACAAACGGAAAUUUCAGCCUUCCUGCUCUAUGUCUUCGGAGGAUUCGGAAUCACCGCUGGAGCUCACCGUCUCUGGUCCCACAAGUCGUACAAGGCCACCGUCCCAAUGAGAGUCUUCCUGAUGAUCCUCAACAACAUUGCUCUUCAGGUAUUACAACCGACUACGUCCUGAUUGAAUAACCCGUGACACUGUUCCAGAAUGACGUCAUCGAGUGGGCUCGGGACCACCGCUGCCAUCACAAGUGGACCGACACUGACGCCGAUCCGCACAACACCACCCGUGGAUUCUUCUUCGCCCACAUGGGAUGGCUUCUCGUUCGCAAGCACCCGCAAGUCAAGAUCCAGGGAGCGAAGCUAGACCUGUCCGAUCUGACCAGUGACCCAGUUCUCGUCUUCCAGAGAAAGUGCGGCAUUCGUUCAUAGGCACAACGUCUAAUUGUUCCACUUUCAGGCACUACUUCCCACUUAUCGGCCUUUUCUGCUUUGUCCUUCCAACCGUCAUCCCAGUCUACUUCUGGGGAGAGACCGUUUGGAAUGCGUGGUACACUGCUGCUCUCUUCCGUUACGCUUUCACCCUCCAUGCCACGUGGUGCAUCAACAGUGCUGCUCACUAGUCAGUUCUUCCCUUACAAUUAAUCACAACAACAGUUUCUUACAGUUUCGGAUGGAAGCCAUACGACCACGCAGUGUCCCCGGUUGAGAACGUCUUCACAACCAUCGCCGCCGUCGGAGAAGGAGGUCACAACUUCCACCACACGUUCCCACAGGACUACCGUACCUCCGAGUACUCGCUCAAGUACAACUGGACUCGUGUGCUCAUCGACGUCGCCGCUGCCGUUGGCCUCGUUUACGACAGAAAGACAGUUGCCGAUGAGAUUAUUCAGCGCCAGAUAACGAACAAGGGAAGCCACGAGCACUACGAAAAAUCCAUGAUGUAAAAUUUUUGUUACCUUCUCAUUCAUUUUUUAAAAUUUCGGGUUCACUCACUUUUCCGUAUUCCAGCAGUAUAAAGCUUUGAUAUCUCUUUUCUUCUUACGCUGCAAACAGUUCAAACAUCCAAUUUGUGUCAGCGAUUGUUAUGUUCUUUUCGGUGGAUCUACAAAUUUUGUGGAAAUGAUUAUCAAGCUGUCCUUGCAAAAGAGUGAAAACUCUAGAAGAUCGAAUUUCUUUGAAUUGCAGCCAGGAAGGAUAA
This is a messenger RNA of Caenorhabditis sp. 36 PRJEB53466, 1780 nucleotides long. Lineage: Eukaryota; Metazoa; Nematoda; Chromadorea; Rhabditida; Rhabditidae. The record is from the annotation of a GenBank genome assembly.